Adineta ricciae is the source of this 2058-nucleotide messenger RNA. The record is from the annotation of a GenBank genome assembly. NCBI's taxonomy places the organism in Eukaryota, Metazoa, Rotifera, Eurotatoria, Adinetida, Adinetidae.
AUGUCAUCUCCUGCACUCUAUUCGGGACCAAAUCAAGAUAACGAUCAGAUAUUUCAUCUAACAACAAAAUCAGUACCAAUGUCAUGUUUACCACCGAAUGAUCAAUUGCUGCGCGCUUAUUCGAAAGGUGAACAAGCCAAGUCAUCAGAUAUCGUCUUAACAAGGAUGUUGUCGUCAACAGCAUUCGAGCCGAUUUUAUCUCAAUCAAAUAUGAAUUCUUCGAUUUAUCCGUCUCGGAAGCGUAAACAACCGUUUCUCCCCCCACCAGUACCAGCAAAACGGUCACCGUGCCAUACCACACUCUUUCCAAUUAUGAUACCGUCCAACGAAUCAAUUCUGAUGUCAUCUAGCUCUAGUAGUAAAUCCACGCAAACUAAUUCGGUACCUUCGUGUAUAUCUGAAAUUGAACAAAAUGAAUUGAUUGCACAAAUCAAUGAAUUACAUCGAGCAAAAAUGGAUAUUCAAUGUCAAAAUGAAAAUACGAUUGAAACAAUCAAACGCUGCUUGACGAUGACACGUACUUUAUUAAUUGAUAAAUCUCAGUUGGAGAAGAAACAAGUACGACAGACAGCAAUGGAGAAUCGUCUGCAUCUCGGUCAGUUUGUUACUCAACGACAGGGAAUGUCGUUUAUUGAACAGUGGACUGACGGGGCCGAUUUUCUCGAGAAAAAACGUUCGCAAGAGCAGCUGUUUCGAACCAGAAAGAGUCUGAAUAAAGAUCGCAAAGAUCUAGCAAAAAAGAAAGCAUUGUUACAAAAUUCAAUCUCGACAUCAGUAUUUGAUGAAACCAAAUCAAACUCCUCGGAUACAAAUCAUUCGCUUAAGACCAAACAAACGAAGAAGAAUUCAUACAAUGCACAAAAAUCACUUCCGUUGAGUUUUGAUUCAAUUCAAUCAUUUGUCGAUCAUUCGAAUGACAGCAGGAGCUCAUCAUCGUCAUCAUCGAUAUCAUCGUAUUCGACGUCUCCAAUAACCUUACAAGAUUGGUAUGAAUAUGACGAGAUACUUCGACUUCGACAAUUGACACUGAAACGUGAAGAAGCGGAGUUAACUCAAGAUUUAGAAAAACUUGAUCGACAUCGAAAUCUUCACAUACGAGAAUUGAAACGUUUGUAUCAUGAAGACCACUCGCGAUUCAAUAUAAAUAAUAUUCUUCAUGACCGUUAUUUACUUUUAACGUUAAUUGGUAAAGGCGGAUUCAGUGAAGUGCAUCGUGCAUUUGAUUUGAAUAAUCAAUGUUACGUGGCAUGUAAAAUCCAUCAAUUAAAUAAAGAGUGGAAAGAUGAAAAGAAAGCAAAUUACAUCAAACAUGCGCUUAGAGAAUACGAUAUACACAAACAUCUUCAGCAUAAAAGAAUUGUAAAAUUAUUUGAUGUAUUUGAAAUUGAUACGAAUUCAUUUUGUACCGUUUUGGAAUAUUGCGAUGGAAAUGAUUUGGACUUCUAUCUUAAACAAAACAAAACUAUUCCUGAAAAAGAAGCGCGGUCGAUUAUCAUGCAAAUAAUCAACGCAUUAAAGUAUUUGAAUUUAGAAAUCAAACCGCCCGUAAUUCAUUAUGAUUUGAAGCCAGGCAACGUUUUGUUGGGAACAGGAAAUCAAAGUGGAGAAAUCAAAAUAACCGAUUUUGGUUUAUCGAAACAAAUGCAUGAAGAUUCAUUUGAUGAAGAUGGCAUGGAUCUUUCAUCGCAAGGUGCUGGUACUUAUUGGUAUUUACCACCAGAAGUAUUUGUUCAGGGACCAAAUCCUCCUAAGAUUUCAUCAAAAGUUGAUGUGUGGAGUCUUGGUUGUAUUUUUUAUCAAUGUUUAUAUGGUCGAAAACCAUAUGGGCAUAAUUUGUCUCAAGCAACUGUUUUAGAAAAUCAGAUUAUUUUAAAUGCGAAGGAAGUACAAUUUCCAAAUCGACCGCAAGUUUCGACGGAAGCUAAAGAGUUCAUACGUCGUUGUUUAACUUACAAAGUACAAGAUCGUCCCGAUGUUUUACAAUUGAGUGAAGAUCAAUAUUUAAAAUCUUCUUCUCUAAAACGAUCAACAUCAACGUUCGUUCUUCGUUCGAAAUAA